Molecule: messenger RNA, 1344 nt
Organism: Brugia malayi
Lineage: Eukaryota; Metazoa; Nematoda; Chromadorea; Rhabditida; Onchocercidae
Exons: 9
Coding region: 1-1344 (447 amino acids)
Biological process (GO): peptidyl-serine phosphorylation; intracellular signal transduction; protein autophosphorylation
Cellular component (GO): cytoplasm; nucleus
Molecular function (GO): protein tyrosine kinase activity; calcium-dependent protein serine/threonine kinase activity; ATP binding
Source: RefSeq, a predicted model, not a curated record
AUGGCCGUUUUAAGUAAUGUAUGCGGGGCAACCAUGGACUCUGAGCGAAGAAACAGUGCUGCUCAAUCAUCAUUACCAACUUGGGGACGUCAUCGAGCGGUAAUUCAAUUUUUUAUAUUACUUUAUCAUUUUCUUGUCUUCAGUGGUCCGUUAAGCACAGUUUAUCGUGCUGUACAUCGUAUAACUUCGAAACUUUAUUCAGUAAAAAGCAUCGACUUACAAAAAUAUUCUGCCACUUCAGGAUUAACCCGAACAGACGUGGAUAAUGAAAUUGAGAUUUGUGCUGUGUUGAAACAUCCUUUCUUGUGUGAAUUAAAAGAUGUGAUAGCUGGAGAAAAAGCUGUUCAUAUGGUUUUUGAAUUUCUCGAUGGUGAUGACAUAUGCUUUGAAAUUGUUAAGCGAGCCAGUGCUGGUUUUGUUUAUAGUGAAGCUGUUGCCAGUCAUUACAUGAGACAAUUAAUGCAAGCGCUAGAAUACAUGCAUGGCCAAGGGAUUAUCCAUCGCGAUAUUCGACCGCACAAUGUUGUUCUUGCAAGUAAAGAUAAUUCAGCACCUCUAAAACUGACUGGUUUUGGUGUUUCUUUGAAGUUGCCUGCCCCAGCUGCAACUGUUCGAGCUGGUCGUGUGGGAGUAUCCUAUUUUAUGGCUCCCGAGGUCGUAAGUGAUGUGGAAUACGGCACAAAAGCGGAUAUGUGGAGCGCUGGUGUAUUACUUUACAUACUUCUUUGUGGACGUUUGCCAUUUGUUGGCACUCGACAAGGAAUAUAUGAAGGUAUCAGCGAGGGGAGAUAUUCACAUCACGGGGGUACUUGGCAACAAAUUAGCGAUUCGGCGAAGGAUUUGCUGAUCAGAUUGCUCACCGUAAAUCCAAACAACAGGAUAUCUGCAGAAGGUGCCUUAAAUCAUGAAUGGUUACGUGAACGUAGUCGUUUUGCUCCUCGUAAACAUUUGCAAAGUACUGUAGAACAAAUUCGAAGGUAUAAUGCACGUAGAAAAUUGAAAAGCGAUAUAUUAUCGGCCGUAAACAACAAAAAGUGGGCAGAAGGGUGCGGUUGUUCGACUGAUACAGACACAAGUGCUGUCGCAAUUACAGCACAUUCAGAUUCUGUGGUCAGUGGUGAUCUGUUACCAGGAGGUGACACAUGUGACGCGGAUGGUUGUACAAGACGUGGUCCGGAGCGAGUAAUACCUAAGGAUUUGUUCGGUGUCGAAAAGAUUUUGUUAUCACUGGAUCAGAUAGCUGCGCUUGUAGAUGCACCAUUCACUUCCGAAACUAUGGAUCCAUUUCUGAUAAAUUUAUCGCUGGAAAAUACCGAUCUAAAAACAUUACUGAUGGUAAGUUAA